Alnus glutinosa is the source of this 927-nucleotide messenger RNA. RefSeq lists its product as uncharacterized. NCBI's taxonomy places the organism in Eukaryota, Viridiplantae, Streptophyta, Magnoliopsida, Fagales, Betulaceae. Bases 1 to 927 code for a protein of 308 amino acids. The transcript is spliced from 2 exons. The record is from RefSeq and is a predicted model, not a curated record.
AUGGAGGACUAUGAUCAUAACACUGAGCGGCACCACUUGAUCUACAAAGAAGAGAUGAAAAAAGAUGGUGAGAAGAUAGCUCUUUGUUGGUAUUGCCGCAAACCAAUAUCGGGUUCCCUCCACAAUUGUGUGGAAUGUCGUAACCUCCCUGUUCACAGCAAGUCAUCCUCAUUCGAAGAUCAUUUAUUGGACUUCAAAGAAAAGCUGGAAAAUGAUGGCGACAAGGAAGUUGUGUGCUGGGGGUGCAACGAACUAGUAUUGGGUCCCGCUUACAAAUGCCGACGCCCAAUCUCUGAAUGCAGCUUCGUCGUUCAUAAAUCAUGCACUGAUCUAUCUUAUCAAAUAAACCAUCCUCUGCAUCCAAACCAUACCCUUACUCUCCAAAAGCCAGGUAGAAAUUGUUGUGAUGCUUGUCGUAGAUCUCACGAUAGAUAUUUCUUUUACAGAUGUGAUCUGUGUCUUUUCCAACUCGACAUCGAGUGUGCUACCCGCUUGCCAAUUAAUCCUAAUGACUGUCACCAACACGACUUCUUCUCUAUCCUCAAGCCGAUCCAAUACAGCUGCGAUGCUUGUGGAAAGGAAUUCAAGAACAUGGCCUACAAACUAUGCAAUAUCUGCAAACUAUUGGUCCACAAUAGAUGUGCUGAACUUCCACGCUUUGCCAAAUUUACGCUACACAAUCACAUCCUCAACCUCAUCUAUUCUCUUAAAGAAUUCAAGAAGCACGACGGCAUAUUUUGUAAAAUAUGCUGUAACAAGGUGAAUACAGAGUAUGCAGCUUACUAUUGUCUUAAAUCAACUCAUUGCCACGAGACCAAAUCAGCUAACCGACGCUACAUGAUUAAGGAAGCAGAAGAAGGCAGGGGACCAUUGGCGUCUUCCAAAGUAGUGCAGUUGAAGAAGUCCGCAGCUAGCAUUAAAGUUUGA